GGGACUAAUCCAAAAUAAAUAAUUAUAUCAAGAGUACUCCUCGAAAUAUCGACGUUCACCGUUGAAUUAUCAACAUCACUGGAACAGUUUGCGGGUGCAAUGGAGCCGGCGGUGGUGAAAUUGAAGGCUAUUGAAGCAACACCGGAGACAUUCAAAGAUUUCGGACAAGUGAUUCAGGCGUCGCCGGACGGCGACGAGUUCGGUCCUCACGAUGCUCAACUCGACCUCUCCCAAGGCACUCCUAGGUUCUACAUCAUGAACCUUGAAGCUCGGCCCCUAAAAUUCUCGACAAUAACACAUCAUGCUAGUGUGACCCAGUGCUUGGGUUCAAUCGGCGGUGGUGUUUGGUAUCUCGGAGUUGCAAAGUCAUCCAUAGUCGAUCCAAAUGUUGAAUUACACAACAAGAGUCCAAACGUUUUGCAAUCACGAAGUGGUCACUUCUUUGUACCUCCCGCCGUUGACGGUGUUCACGUCUUCAAAAUCACCGGUCCAAAAUUCCUGAAGCUUCACCGGGGAACUUGGCAUGCCGGUCCUUUGUUUAAGCCGGAUUCCAUGGAUUUCUACAAUCUUGAACUCACCAAUACUAAUGUGGUGGAUCAUACAACCCAUGAUUUCAAGAAGGAAAACGCAACUGUAUUUGUGAUAGAUGAUGAGUAGACAAUUUGAUUUGAUUUGUAUGAAAUAUGUAUGAAUACUCGGCUUUUCUUAAAGCAAACAGUAUAACAAAAUAAGAAUGAAAACAAAACAUACAAAUUUAUAAUGAAACAAAUCCUAGUUUUUACUUA
Molecule: messenger RNA, 785 nt
Organism: Lactuca sativa (garden lettuce)
Lineage: Eukaryota; Viridiplantae; Streptophyta; Magnoliopsida; Asterales; Asteraceae
Molecular function (GO): ureidoglycolate hydrolase activity
Source: RefSeq, a predicted model, not a curated record